Molecule: messenger RNA, 1494 nt
Organism: Triticum aestivum (bread wheat)
Lineage: Eukaryota; Viridiplantae; Streptophyta; Magnoliopsida; Poales; Poaceae
Product: lactoylglutathione lyase
Exons: 9
Coding region: 269-1144 (291 amino acids)
Cellular component (GO): cytoplasm
Molecular function (GO): lactoylglutathione lyase activity; metal ion binding
Source: RefSeq, a predicted model, not a curated record
UCGUGGCCGUAGAGUUGUCUGGGCCCAUGAACAUCGCAGUAAUUGUUGUGAUGUUUAUCACCUCAGCAAAACACGAUUUUGGAGUAGGUGAUGUUUGUGAUUAGCAUGCUGCCAAACUGACAGAACCUGGACGCCUCUCUGUUUCAGUUGAACUGCCCACAUUAGUGGAGAAGCCUCUAGAGCCUCCUCAGCGUGGGACCAAACCAAACCGAAUCAAGCCGAUUAUCUGCCGGAUCAAAUUUCCGAGCUCUGACAAGUGACAACAGGGAUGGCAACCGGUAGCGAAGCUGGAAAGCCCGCGGAGGUCGUGCUGGAGUGGCCUAAGCAGGACAAAAAGAGGAUGCUGCAUGCUGUUUACCGUGUGGGAGAUCUGGACCGCACCAUUAAGUGUUACACAGAAUGCUUUGGGAUGAAGCUGUUGAGGAAAAGAGAUGUUCCUGAAGAGAAGUACACCAAUGCGUUUCUUGGGUUUGGACCUGAGGACAGUAAUUUUGCACUUGAGCUGACUUACAAUUAUGGUGUCGACAAGUAUGACAUUGGAGCGGGCUUUGGACAUUUUGCCAUCGCACAUGAGGAUGUGUACAAGCUGGCUGAGACAAUUAAAUCAUCUUCAUGUUGUAAGAUCACUCGUGAACCUGGUCCUGUCAAGGGAGGGUCCACUGUGAUUGCUUUUGCACCAGACCCAGAUGGUUACAUGUUCGAGCUUAUCCAGAGGGGUCCGACGCCUGAGCCUCUCUGUCAAGUUAUGCUUCGUGUUGGUGACCUUGAUCGGUCUAUCAUGUUCUACGAGAAGGCCCUUGGGAUGAAGCUUCUGAGGAAGAAGGAUGUGCCUCAGUACAAGUACACUAUUGCCAUGAUGGGCUAUGCUGAGGAGGAUAAGACCACUGUUCUGGAGUUGACAUACAACUAUGGUGUCACAGAAUAUAACAAGGGCAAUGCAUAUGCUCAGGUUGCUAUUGGCACUGAUGAUGUGUACAAGAGUGCUGAAGCAGUUGAGCUGGUUACCAAAGAACUAGGUGGAAAGAUCCUACGUCAGCCUGGGCCACUACCGGGGCUGAACACGAAGAUCACCUCUUUCCUUGACCCCGAUGGCUGGAAAGUGGUUCUGGUGGAUCAUGCGGACUUCCUCAAGGAACUCCACUGAAGAUCAGCAGGCCCCGGGGCCAGGGGUUGUUGAGGAGGCAAACCUUAUGCAGCAAUGGCCUUUUGAUGUAAUAAAAUGGCAGCCUCUACCGCUCCGCCAACAAAAAUAAAAGCUACUGUAGCACCGAAUACGUAUGCCGUGAUUGGCCUAGUUAGAGAAGAGUGCUUGGGACUUGCUGUGUACAGUAUGUGCUAUGAUCGCUGAACAUGGAUACUACUGAGAUGGAUCUGUUUGCGUAGUCGGAGUGUGGUUUUCUAUGAUCUUUUUUUUGAGGUAAUGGUUUUCUAUGAUCUGGUAUGUUUUACUACCUCUGUUUUUGAACUGCAAAAAUGUCUUAUACUCCGUAUUUA